UCAAAAGUAUUUCCUUCAAAAAAUUUAUUUUUUCAGUUACUCCGCCUUGUAGGCCCCCAAUUAGCAGUGCCUUUACUUCUCUAUAUUUAUUUGUUAUUUGGUGUUUUCUGUUAUCGUUUAAUUGAUGGAGAAUUGAAAGACAUGCCUUUCACCGAAUUAUUUUUAUUUUGUUUCGGAACACUAACAACUAUUGGCUAUGGAAAUAUCAAACCUUCAACGUCAAUUUCUUUACUUUUUACAAUGAUAUAUGCCCCUUUAGGCAUUCCUUUGUGUAUGUUGACUUUGGCUAAUAUGGGGAAGCAUAUUACUAAAGCUUAUAAUUCUUUAACUUUAUCAUUGAGGAAUAAAAAAUUUCUCUCACACUCAAUUGGACAAAACAAAAGAUUGCCUUUAAUCGCAACAAUAACACUCUUUAUUUUAUCCCUAUGUGGAUCAGCAGCAUUAUUAUCUACAGAAGAAACGCCUCUCUUCCAUACAGACCAUCUAUAUUUUGCUGUUGUUAGUUUUACAACUCUAGGUUUCGGUGACUUGUACCCGAACACGGAAGGCAAUAUAUUCCGAUUAAUUGGGAUCAUUUGUCUUCUUAGUGUGGGCAUUAUAGCGAUGGGAGUUUGGUUUCAAUUAGUUUGGUUCGGUCAUAAACAAAUGAGACUCUCAAAUGUUUUAGAAGUUGUUGCUCGCGAGUUUAAUGCAUCACCAAUGCAAAUACAUCAAGUGUUGAAUGACUUGGAUUUUCUUAUAUCUGAUGCGAAAGCUAAUGAUGCGUCAGAAAUAAAUUAAUUUGAUUGCAACUGUGAUUUGGACAUAAUAAUAGGAUAACAAGUUGAGACUUUCCGGUUUUAUCAAAACUCCCGAUUAAGUUUACGCUCAUUAG
This is a messenger RNA of Meloidogyne enterolobii, 874 nucleotides long. The record is from the annotation of a GenBank genome assembly. Lineage: Eukaryota; Metazoa; Nematoda; Chromadorea; Rhabditida; Meloidogynidae.